Entelurus aequoreus (snake pipefish) is the source of this 5566-nucleotide messenger RNA. It is a transcript of the gene abcc10, whose product is annotated as ATP-binding cassette, sub-family C (CFTR/MRP), member 10. NCBI's taxonomy places the organism in Eukaryota, Metazoa, Chordata, Actinopteri, Syngnathiformes, Syngnathidae. Gene Ontology annotation, molecular function: ATP binding; ATP hydrolysis activity; ABC-type transporter activity. Gene Ontology annotation, biological process: transmembrane transport. Gene Ontology annotation, cellular component: membrane. The transcript is spliced from 21 exons. The record is from RefSeq and is a predicted model, not a curated record. Bases 154 to 4731 code for a protein of 1525 amino acids.
UCUGCCUACGUCAUCAAUAAGCGACACUUCAGUCAAAGAACGCCGAACUUAAUCAACAGUCUUUCUAAGUUUCCCGACGUAAUUCAUCCCCGCUGUCGACUUUAUCAAAGCUCCAAAUAGAGCGGAGAAGAUGGCGGUCAAGCAGAAGAGGGCAUGACAGGCUUGGAGUUGCUGGCCGCCGUCUGCCAUGGGGAUGAGCGGGAUCCUUUCCCGCUGUGGCAGGACGGAAGCGUCGGCGUGUGUUUCAACCAGCUGCUGCUUGGAGUGCUGCCUCACGCCGUCAUGGCCGCCCUCUGCGCCUUCUACCUGGGCGUGGCCACCGGCGGCCGCCUGCAGACAUCUUCCUCUGGCGGCUGGAAUCUGCGUCUGGUUUCGACGGUGCUGGCGGCGCUGCUCUUCGCCGCUGAUGCCGCCGUGGUGGGCGCGGCCCAGCAGGCGGACAUGUACCUGGACCUCCUGGCCGACGCCAGCGCCGUACUGGCCUGGCUGGUGCACGUCGGCGCCGUGGCGACGCUCCGGCGGACGUGGGCUUUCCGGAGGACGCGUGGCCCCUCGCCGCUCCCUGCCUCGGUCCUUCUCUGCGUUCCACACGCUGUUCUCACCUUGAUGUUCUACCUGGCCAACCGGGAGGACUACCUGACCCCGUCCAAACCGCUCCACUUGACACGUUUGGUGCUGGCUUCCACACGGGCGUUCCUGGUCCUUCUCUAUCUUUUGGGCGUGGUGUGUCCCUGCGUGGGCGAGGCAGACGCAGUGAACAUCCAAGAUGUGGAUGGACAGCCUCUCAUUCCGGAGGACGCCGAGCCGGACACUGGCGAGAUGGUGGCAGAGGACGGCAGCGGUUGUGUCUCCCGCCUCCUCUACCUGUGGCUGACCCCACUCCUCAGGCGAGGGCAGCGGGGCGAGCUGCGGCGACCGGCUGACGUAUACCACCUCCCCCGCAGCCUGCGCACCAGCGUCAUUCGCCGACACUUCCAGCACAGCUGGGCCACGUGUCACAGGGGGGCGGCGUCGCUCCCCGUGCGGGAUCAGUGGCCCCGCCCGGUCCAGGGUGGCAGUGGCGGUCUUCACUCUCCGGAGGAGCCACUGGAGCUGGAGGGCGACGUGAGCCUGCUCCGUGUUCUGCACACGGCCUUUGGAGCGCGCUAUUACCUUCUGGGCGUGUUGAAACUGAGCGUGAACCUGCUGAGGUUCUCCGGGCCGCUCCUCCUCAACGUCCUCGUCAGCUUCAUGGAGGACCAGAGCGCUCCGGUCAGCACGGGCGCCUGGUGCGCCGCCGCCCUCUUCGCUAGCACGCUCCUGUGCUCCGUCCUCCAGAACAUAUUCGCCUUCCGGGUCUCCAAGGUGGCGCUGUCCGCCCGCACCGCUCUCGUGUCGGCCGUCUACAGCAAAGCGCUGCGGGUCGGCGGCGCCGGCCUGGCCCGCUUCUCCCUCGGGGAGGUGGUGAACCUGAUGAGCACGGACACGGACCGCGUGGUCAACUUCUUCAACAGCUUCCAUGAACUAUGGAGUCUCCCCUUCCAGCUGGCCCUCGUCCUCUACCUGCUCUACACGCAAGUGGGCGUGGCCUUCCUGAGCGGGCUGGGUGUGGCGCUGCUGCUGGUCCCCUUCAACAAGUUCCUGGCCUCUCGCAUCCUGAGCAACAACCAGGACAUGCUGAGGUACAAGGACAGCCGGGUCAAGUUGAUGACGGAGAUCCUCUUCGGGAUUCGGGUCAUCAAGUUCUACAGCUGGGAGGCCCACUUCACUCAGAAGGUGUCCGAGUAUCGGCAGGGAGAACUGACGCACCUCAGGGCCCUCAAGUACCUGGACGCCAUGUGUGUGUACACCUGGGCCGCCCUCCCCGUGGUCAUCUCCAUCCUCACCUUCCUCACCUACGUGCUGCUGGGACACCAGCUGACCGCCCCCAAGGUGUUCACCACGCUGGCUCUGGUAGGAAUGCUGAUCGUCCCGCUCAACGCCUUCCCGUGGGUGUUGAAUGCCAUCCUGGAAGCCAAGGUGUCGCUGGAGAGAAUCCAGCGCUUCUUCAAACUGACCAAUCAGGAUCUUCAGGCGUACUACGCGCUAGUGUCACCUGAAGACGACCACACGGCGGUGCUGUUGAGUCAGGGCACGUUCAGCUGGCACCGGGACCCGGAAGGAGACCACGGCGCCACCGCCGCCGCCGGCAGUCUACUGCUGCACAACCUCAAUCUACAAAUACGAAAGGGCUCGCUGACGGUGGUGGUGGGCAAGGUGGGAUGCGGGAAGAGUUCCCUGCUGGCCGCUCUCACGGGAGAACUCUGCAGGCACAGCGGCGUGGUGUACGUCGCGGACCGCCAGUCUGGUUUCGGUCUGGCGUCGCAGGAGCCGUGGAUCCAGCACGCGUCCGUACGGGACAACAUCUUGUUUGGGAAGGACCACGACGCCGCCUUCUACCAGGAAGUGAUCGAAGCCUGCGCUCUGUCAGACGACCUCAGGAUUCUACCGCAUGGCGACCGCACGGAAGUGGGAGAGAACGGCGUCACUCUGAGUGGAGGUCAGAAGGCCCGACUGGCCCUCGCCAGAGCUGUUUACAUGGACAAAGACAUCUACCUCCUGGACGACCCUCUAGCGGCGGUGGACGCGCACGUGGCCCGCCACCUCAUGCAGCGAUGCAUCAUGGGCCUGCUGGGCGGGAAGACCCGGGUCCUCUGCACGCACCGCGCCGAGCUGGCGGAGGGCGCCGACCAGGUGGUCCUCAUGGCCGAGGGGACCGUCGUCAAGACGGGCUCCCCGGCAGAGAUCCUCCCUCUGAUAGACGCGGGGCCCGAGCAGCGGAAAGCCAAAGAAAAAGGCACAGAGCUGUCAUGUCUGGCUGAUGGCCUCAGUGAGGAGGGGCAGGAGGAGCUGCGGGCUGACGACGGUCGCCAUGACGACCUUUCGGGGGCGGAGAAGAAGCAGGCGGGCGGCCUGGCGUGGAGGGUCUACCGGACCUACUGGACCGCAGUGGGCGGAGCCUUGGCCACGUCCAUUUUGCUGUCCCUGCUGGCGAUGCAAGCCUCCAAGAACGUGUCGGACUGGUGGUUGUCUCACUGGAUCUCGGAGCUGAAGAACACCACUCACCCCUCGGGCGUCCUCGCCACGCCUCACCUGCUGCUCCUGUCAGCCGGACGCCUGAUGUCGGCCAACCUGAGCGGCGAGGUGCAGUUUUACCUGACGGUCUACGGCUGCAUGGCGGCGGCCAACACCGUCUUCACCGCCCUCAGAGCCUUCCUCUUCGCCUACGGCGCCAUCCGCGCCGCCGCCGUCAUUCACGACAGACUCCUCCAGCGGGUCCUCAAGGCGACGGUGACCUUCUUCGACGCCACCCCGCUGGGCCGCAUCCUCAACCGCUUCUCGUCGGACGUGUACGGCGUGGACGACAGCCUGCCCUUCAUCCUCAACAUCCUGCUGGCCAACAUGUCGGGUCUGCUGGGCACGCUGGUGGUGAUGAGCUACGGCCUGCCCUGGCUCCUCCUGGCCCUGCCCCCCCUGGCGCUGCUCUACCAGCGCACGCAGCGCUUCUACCGCCACACCUCCAGGGAGCUGAAGCGCCUGUGCAGCGUCACGCUCUCGCCCGUCUACUCGCACUUCUCCGAGACGCUGAGCGGCCUCGCCACCAUCCGGGCGAGCGGCGGCUGUGCCAGGUUUGAGGAGGAGAACGUCCGGCGGUUAGAACUGAACCAGCGCUGCGUGUUCCUGAGCAACGCCGCCAUGCAGUGGCUGGACAUCCGCCUGCAGCUAAUCGGGGUUGUCGUGGUGACGGGCGUCAGCGUGGUCGCGGUCGUCCAGCACCACUUCCAUGUUGUUGAUCCAGGCUUGGUGGGUUUGUCGCUGUCCUACGCUCUGUCCAUCACCACCCUGCUGUCAGGCCUCAUCUUCAGCUUCACCCAGACGGAGAUGCAGCUGGUGAGCGUGGAGCGAGCGGAGGAAUACUCCAGCCAGCUUCCAGCGGAGCCUCAGCAGCAGAACCCGCAGCUGGCCCCCUCGUGGCCGGAAGAAGGCCGGGUGGAGUUUCGCCAUGUGGUCCUGGUCUACAGGGAGGGUCUUGCCCCCGCCUUGCAUGACGUCAGUCUGCUGGUGCGACCCGGGGAGAAGGUGGGCAUCGUGGGUCGCACGGGUUCAGGGAAGUCCACUUUGUUCCUGGCCAUGUUCCGCAUGGUGGAGGUCAGUCGGGGACAAAUCCUCCUGGACGGGCUGGACGUCAACGGUGUGGGCGUGGCCCAGCUCAGGUCCAGGCUGGCCAUCAUUCCUCAGGACCCUUUCCUGUUCAGCGGGACAAUCCGACAGAAUCUGGACCCCUGCCAGCAACACCAGGACCAGCAGCUCCUAGAGGUCCUGGAUCAGUGCCACCUCGGGUCCUUGGUCCAUACAAUGGGUGGUCUGGAUGCUGAGGUGCAGGACAGAGGCAGGUCCUUCUCAGCGGGACAGAGACAGCUGCUGUGUCUGUCCAGAGCGCUGCUGACUCAAGCCAAGGUCCUGUGUGUGGAUGAAGCCACGGCCAGCGUGGACCAGAAGACGGACAAACUGCUGCAGAAGACCAUCAGAGAGAGGUUCCGUGACAAGACUGUCAUGACCAUUGCACACAGGUUGAACACCAUCAUGGACUGUGAGCGUGUGCUGGUGAUGCAUGCUGGGAAGGUGGUGGACUUUGACACCCCAGCAGCACUUUGCCAGAAGGACGACUCGGUUUUUGGUCAGCUCCUCAGUCAGGUGACGAAGGCACACUGACAGGACACUAAUAGACUCUAAUAGGACGCCGACGAGACACUGACGGGACACUGACAGGAUGCGAAAAUAUACCGACAGGGACAGUGUCAGGACACUGACAGAACAGUGACAGAACACGUUGUCUGUAACACGGCAGUAAAACGGCUGAUCAAACAAAACGGAAGUCAUGCUCAUGGACCCACUAGCUGCGCAAGCCAGCUCUCCAAUCAGCUAAACGAUACAAAAAGAACGGCAUUGUAAGUUAACAACACUUAAACAGACACUCGUAAACCUGUUAGCAUAUUAGCUCAUGCUAACUACGCUCGCUUGAUUACGUUGCGAUAGCACGUACAAAUAUGCUUGAAAACACAACUACAGACAUCACACACGGGGCGGUUUAGUAAGCAAGAAUAGUUGUAGUUAUAUUGUAAAACUUACAAACGUUGCCUGGAGUGACGAAUGAAGAAUCCGUACGGGUAGAAACGCUAUGGAUGGCAAGAAGAAUCUACAGUUUUUACCGUGAAUUACUGUAAACGGGAAAAUAGUACCACUUUUUUUCAUGGUAAAAUUCUGUCGACUGAGCUGCCAUUUUUCUCACGGUAAAAUCUACACUUGUUGUUUUUACAGUAAAUUACUGUAAAUGUGAAGACUGUACCACUGAAUGAAUAAAUGAAGGUUUUUUACGGUAAAAUUCUGCCAAUUUUUUUUAUCAUAAAAUGUUAUUUAUUUUUAAAAAUACAUUUUUACAGUGUACAAGUUAGGUGGAUGACUAACUUUGAACUCAUAAGACAGGCAAAUAUUUUAUUUGGUUUCCACAAAAAGUUUUGUGGGAAUUUACAAUUUACUAGUAUUCGAU